AUGGAAAUACACUGUAAGCACGACCCGUUUGCAUCCAUGCAUAGACAUGGAGGAGUGAAUCAGCUUGGGGGGGUUUUUGUGAAUGGACGGCCACUCCCGGAUGUAGUCCGCCAAAGGAUAGUGGAACUUGCUCAUCAAGGUGUCAGGCCCUGCGACAUCUCCAGGCAGCUUCGAGUCAGCCAUGGUUGUGUCAGCAAAAUCCUCGGCAGGUAUUAUGAGACGGGGAGCAUCAAGCCUGGGGUAAUUGGAGGAUCCAAACCAAAGGUUGCCACACCCAAAGUGGUGGAAAAAAUCGCUGAGUAUAAACGCCAAAAUCCCACCAUGUUUGCCUGGGAGAUCAGGGACCGGCUGCUGGCGGAACGGGUGUGUGACAAUGACACGGUGCCCAGCGUCAGUUCCAUCAACAGGAUCAUCCGGACAAAAGUACAGCAGCCACCCAACCAGCCGGUCCCAGCUUCCAGUCACAGCAUAGUGUCCACCGGCUCCGUGACGCAGGUGUCCUCGGUGAGCACGGACUCAGCCGGCUCCUCCUACUCCAUCAGCGGCAUCCUGGGCAUCACAUCCCCCAGCGCCGACACCAACAAGCGCAAGAGAGAUGAAGGUAUUCAGGAGUCUCCUGUGCCGAACGGUCACUCACUGCCGGGCAGAGAUUUCCUCCGGAAGCAGAUGCGGGGAGACCUGUUCACGCAGCAGCAGCUGGAGGUGCUGGACCGCGUGUUUGAGAGGCAGCACUACUCGGACAUCUUCACCACCGCAGAGCCCAUCAAGCCCGAGCAGACCGCCGAUUAUUCCACCAUGGCCUCGCUGGCUGGAGGGCUGGACGACAUGAAGGCCAACCUGACCAGCCCUACCCCUGCCGACAUCGGGAGCAGCGUGCCGGGGCCGCAGUCCUACCCCAUUGUGACAGGCCGCGACUUGGCGAGCACGACCCUCCCUGGGUACCCUCCGCAUGUCCCCCCCGCCGGACAGGGCAGCUACUCAGCGCCGACACUGACAGGGAUGGUGCCUGGGAGUGAGUUUUCCGGGAGCCCCUACAGCCACCCUCAAUAUCCCUCGUACAACGACUCCUGGAGGUUCCCCAACCCGGGGCUGCUCGGCUCCCCGUACUAUUACAGCGCCGCUGCCCGAGGAGCCGCCCCGCCCGCAGCUGCCACGGCCUACGACCGUCACUGA
Molecule: messenger RNA, 1173 nt
Organism: Balaenoptera musculus (blue whale)
Lineage: Eukaryota; Metazoa; Chordata; Mammalia; Artiodactyla; Balaenopteridae
Gene: PAX5
Product: paired box 5
Exons: 10
Coding region: 1-1173 (390 amino acids)
Biological process (GO): anatomical structure development; regulation of transcription by RNA polymerase II
Molecular function (GO): RNA polymerase II cis-regulatory region sequence-specific DNA binding; DNA-binding transcription factor activity, RNA polymerase II-specific
Source: RefSeq, a predicted model, not a curated record